AUGAUCCCUGCAUUCAAAAAUCCACCUAAGGCACAGAUGAAUUUUCGUCAUACGUACUUCAACAAGCAGCUUGCGAAGACCCGGAUAAAAAGCGAGCUCUGCAUUGGACUGUUAAAGAUGCGAUUCCCAUACUUGCGUGAACGUCGAGUAAAUUUGGGCAAAACGCGCAAAAACAUACGACGGUUAAUUCGCCACGUGACUUGUGCACGUAUUCUAUACAACUUACUUAUUGCUGAGCCCAUUCCACACCAGUGGCAAAAUGAAUUUGAAAGGCAGAUAACGGGUAGGCUCGACGACGACGACGACAGGAAAUCAAUUUCGUCUUUUGAAACGCCUUCGUCCAGUAGCUACUUGCGUUCUCGGAGGAGCGUAACGCGCCGUUGCUGA
Molecule: messenger RNA, 387 nt
Organism: Phytophthora infestans T30-4
Lineage: Eukaryota; Oomycota; Peronosporomycetes; Peronosporales; Peronosporaceae
Exons: 2
Coding region: 1-387 (128 amino acids)
Source: RefSeq, a predicted model, not a curated record